UCACGAAGCUUGCCAUAACGUUAGCAGUUCCUGUAACUGAUGAUGCGUGGGUUACCGGGUGCUUUCCUUGGCUCUUAUAAAACCUCUCAUGGAUAUUUGAAUCGACGUUUAUACGGAGUACUCACCGAAGAGAAGUAUGAUGGAAGAUUGUAUCCAAGCCACAUUCCAACAAGCACUGUUCAGAAGGCUAUUUUGGCUGUAGGUUCCGGAGUGGCUGCCCUUAAAAACCCCUAUAGACAUGAUAUGGUUGCAGUGCUUGGGGAAACUACAGGGCACCAGACCCUGAAAAAGUUGAGAGAUCGGAUGAGAAAUGACCCUGAAGGUUACACUAUUCUUCUAGAGCGCCCACGGAUCCGCCUAUCUACAUUAGAUCUUUCUCAUAUGUCUACCUUGCCAGAUGGGACUUUAGGAAGAGAAUAUCUUCGUUUCCUUGAGGAAAAUAGAGUCACCCCUGACACGAGGGCUGAAGUGAAGUUUGUAGACAAUGAGGAAUUGGCGUAUGUCAUGCAACGGUAUCGUGAAGUCCAUGACUUGUUGCAUACUUUGCUUGGAAUGCCCACAAAUAUGCUAGGUGAAGUUGCUGUGAAAUGGUUUGAAGCUGCACAAACUGGCCUUCCCAUGUGUGUAUUGGGAGCAGCACUUGGACCACUCCGACUGUCUGCCAGCCGCCUACAGUUGCUUGGUCAGUCUCUUGGACUUUGGGCCCUGCGCAAUGGUGGUCGUGCUAGAUGUGUUCUAAGCAUCUACUAUGAACGGCGUUGGGAGCAGACUCUUGAUGAACUCAGACACGAGCUAAACAUUGAGGAACCCCCAGUCAGUCUAAUCGCAUCCAUCAAGAACACAUCUUCAAAAUCAUAACAAUGGCCUAAACAUAAAUCUAAAGAAGGUUAUUCUCACAUGGAAAGUUUUAUGUAAAAGCUAUCUGUGUCUUCCAAGAUAUUUAUACUGCAUUAACAUUGACCUCUUGAUACCAUGCACUGGAGGUAUACAAGUACAUGCAUAAAUCAAAAAAUGCUAUUAUAAAUAAUACUGAGAUAAAUUCUCUACGAUAAUUAUGCAAAACAAUAAUGGCAAAAAUGUUUUGUGGCCUGAUUAUUUAAGAUGAUCACCUAAAUUAGGAUGUGUUUUGUAAAAAGUAUUUUGCAGUUGUUAUUUGAAAAUGAUAUCUCCCUUUUGGGACAACUUGAUACAGUGCUGUAAAGUUCCUUCUGUAACCUGAAUAUGAAAAACCAAUAUGGGGACAAAAUACCUAAAUGUUGAAAAAACAUUUCACAAUUGUUCGGUUUCCAACAUGAAAUACUUGCAGAAAUCAAGCCUUUUAAAAAUAAAUGAGUGUAAAAACAAAACGCAUAUAAUUCUGUUUUGGCAAUUGUGCUUGUGAAUUCAUUUAUUUCCAGUGAAAGUAAAGUCUCUUGACUGCGAAUAUGGUAAUACAGAAUAUUUUCCUCCGCCUCCCUCUAGUGGAGACAGUGAUGUAAUCUUAUAAUAUCUGAUAUAUAAACAUAUUUAAAGUCUGAA
Danio aesculapii is the source of this 1518-nucleotide messenger RNA. It is a transcript of the gene coq4, whose product is annotated as coenzyme Q4 homolog (S. cerevisiae). The coding region runs from base 40 to 858 and encodes 272 amino acids. The record is from RefSeq and is a predicted model, not a curated record. Gene Ontology annotation, cellular component: mitochondrial inner membrane; mitochondrion. The transcript has 8 exons. Gene Ontology annotation, biological process: ubiquinone biosynthetic process. NCBI's taxonomy places the organism in Eukaryota, Metazoa, Chordata, Actinopteri, Cypriniformes, Danionidae.